Molecule: messenger RNA, 3324 nt
Organism: Bradysia coprophila
Lineage: Eukaryota; Metazoa; Arthropoda; Insecta; Diptera; Sciaridae
Product: protein-lysine N-methyltransferase SMYD4-like
Molecular function (GO): protein binding
Source: RefSeq, a predicted model, not a curated record
AAUAAAUUUAAUUCGUUACUCUAACGUUUGCAAAUUUUAGUAUUUUUUGUAAAGAGAUCUGAUUGUGUAACAGUAGUCAUUUGGCUUGAAAGUGACAUUGACCCUAACAUUAUGAAUAAAUCAAACGCAAAGGCGGAAUCGCUUCGAAUAGAAGGAAAUGAAUUGUUCAAUCGAAAGUGUUACCACGAUGCGAUGGUAAAAUACAACCAAAGCCUAUGUCUAGCUGCACCGCGUAGUGAAAUGUUAGGUCUUGCUUAUGCAAACAGAUCCGCAGUUUAUUUCGAAAUGAAACUCUUUGACAAUUGUAUGAGGAACAUUACCUUGGCCAAGCAAAACCAGUGUCCAGAAGUGACUAUUGAAAUUUUGAUCAAACGCGAAGCGAAAUGUUUGACCGCUCUGAGGCAAUCAAAUCGUUCAGAGAGUGGUAACGCAGACAUACCGAAAUUUUUCAAUCUGUCCUAUCCGUCACAUAAGAAACUUCCAUUCAUGGCUGACUGUUUGGAACUGAGGCACAAUGACAAGUAUGGACGACAUAUUGUAACCAAUAAAUGCCUGAAAGUUGGUGACAUUGUGGCUAUGGAGGAGCCAUUUUGCAAAAUCGUCCGGAAGGCGUUCAUACAUCAGAUAUGUUCAUGGUGUUUUAAGAGCAAUUCGAUGGAUCUAAUACCAUGCCGUGGUUGUACAACAGCAAUGUUCUGUUCGGAUGAAUGUGAGUCACAAGCUAAUCGAACAUUUCACAAAUACGAAUGCCAUAUGAGCGAGAUAACAUCAGCACUCAGCACAAACCUGCAAAUGGCGUUACGAUCAUUUUUCACCACAUUAUCAUUAUUCGGCGAAUCGUUGGAUGAUCUUCAAAACUAUUUGUUGGAAAAUGCGAAUCCAUGCACAAUCUUUGAUGUUAAGGAUCCUCACGAUCAACGGGCCAAAUUUAUGGCAAUCAAUUCUUUGUCGGCUAAUGCAGAGGUUACGGUCGAAAAGAACAUUUUGGAAAAGAUUUUUCAAACAUCGCCGGAACUGAAUGAAAUGUGGUCGAAGUACGAUGAUCUUAUUGCCAAUUUCCUGAAACGGCAAAUUCAAAUUGCCACUCUCAAUUACCAUGAAAUCUACUUUUGGCCUUUGAAAAAUGGACGUACUCAGGAUCAUUUGUCAGACGAUUCUUUAACAUAUCAACGAGGUACGGUUGCAGCUGGCAAUGGAAGCUAUCCCCUUGCCUCUCUAUUAAACCACGAUUGUGCUCCAAAUAUCAUAAAAGCAUUCAUUGACGACAAAGUCGUUUUAGUGGUACAGCGGCCAAUUAAGAAGGGCGAUCAACUAUUCGACAAUUAUGGAUACCACUUUGCGAACGUGUCGAAAAGCUAUAGACGUAUGGACCUGCUGAAGCAAUAUAGAUUCGAAUGUGAUUGCGAAGCCUGUAAAAAUGAUUGGCCCCUUUUGUCACAACUGAAGGUCAGCGACAGAAUGUGUUUGAAUAAAGCAAAAAAAUGUUGCAGAGAACUAGGCCUAAUGAACUGCAAUCGAAAGAAAGCAAUCGUUAAGUACAAGGAACUAUGUGAAAUGUUAGACAAAAGUGGAAAAAACUUUCCUUCGCUGGAAACGUGUAGUAUUAUGCAAAGUGCUGCAGCUUACCUGGAGAUGAGUUUGAAACCUUCGUUACAAUUUCCGUAGAAGAACAUGUUUGGUCCAUAUACUCAAUGAAAAAAAUAUGCCACGCGGUCAUCUGUUAUCGAUAAGAACAACAAAAAUAAGCGCACUCAUCUCUCGAUAGUGUUCUCUUAUAAAGUAAAAUGAAUGUUGAAAAUAAUGAAGUAAAAGAUUUUGAAUCAAACACUAAAGUUUGAAAUCGCAAUUGUUCACUGAAAUUUCGUAAAUUUAUGAACUUGGCAAAACAUUUGCAAAAAAGGUUCCAUUAAAGGAUUCAAAAAACAAGAUGAAACGAAAAUCGUGAUUGAUUCAAACGAUGCCCUUUAAAAUGUUUAAAAAUGUUCUUCUACCGCACAUAUAGUACGGUUGCAUGUUUCAUUCCGUUCGCCUUGCAACUUUUGAAUUUUUUUUGGUAUAGGAUGUUGUUUGUGGUGAAAAAGUAUAAAACUAUUUUUUUUCCGGAAAAUGGAAAAUCCACUUUCCGGCCGGAAAACCCAUUUAUAUGAAAAAAUUAAACUUUUUUCAAUUUUUUUUUUUUCUGAAGAGGGUCAUCCUAUGUCGACAUUUUGUGGAACAACUUUUUUUUUGUGAAUCCAGAUGGCGUUGGUAUCUGUACUUUCCCAAAAAGUGGCCCGGAAAUUUCCUCAACUUUGUGGACUGAUAACUUGACCAAUUUUUAGUCCAUUUUGAUGAGUAAAAGUGAUUUAGAAAGGUAUAAGUAACUCUUUCAAAAUCUGCCCGUUCAGGAAUUGACUUCUGACGAUCUCAAUUAUGACGAUUUUUCAUGAAAUAGAGCAAAAAGUGGGAUGGAAGUUCGUUGAAUCUCUAGGUUCUAGAACUUGGAAGAUGUAGGUAUCGAUUUAUGGGGUGAAGAGUGCCCAAUACAUAGGAACUGACCUCUGACGAUCUCAAUAAUUGCAUUUGAUGAUAGGAAAACAAAAAAAAGUCUAGUAGAACUCGUUAAAUCUCUGAGUUCUAGAACCAGGAAGAGAUACUUAUCAAUUACCGGUAUGAGAAAUGAUGCCUACGUAAUUGCUAUUUAAAAAUGUCGAGUUUUUAUUUUUAAAUUGUCACAAUAAUACCAAGGAAAAAUGUUACAAAUUUAACGAAAACUUAAAUUUGGAGGUAGGUGGGAAUCCUGGCGCAUAUCUUGGAAACCACAAAUCGGUUCAAGCUCCGACUUAUACCUUUCUAAAUCAAUUUUACUCAUCGAAAUGGACUAAUAAUUGGUCAAGUUAUCAGUCCCCAAAGACUCAUCCAAAAAAGGUUGUUCCACAAAAUGUCGGCAUAGGAUGACCCUCUUCAGAUUUUUUUUUAAAGACUCAUUCCUUCAGGAGAUAUUUGACUUUUAAUUUUUUCAUAUAAAUGGGUUUUCCGGCCGCAAAAUCGAUUUUCCAAUUUCCGGAAAAAAUUUAGUUUUAUACUUUUUCACCACAAACAACAUCCUAUACCAAAAAAAUUCAAAAGUUGCAACACAAGCACUGGAUAAUAAUCCUCUGAUAUUCAUCAAGCGAUCAUCGUGACACUAUAUUGUCGUGUUCACUACCUUAACUUAUGUGAUUUGUUGGGAUUUCAAUUUGUCUCAAACUUUAUUAGAUUUGUGAUAUUACGUGUUACGGCAUGUUUCAUUUUCAUUUACAUUGCCUAAUCACGUAAAGCAUUGUACCCUUCGGGUCGGGCUGU